AUGCAGCCCAUCCCGGGACAUUCGACGACCUACCAGGUCCUCAAGCAAGGGCAGGGUUCUGACCUGGCCAUGGCCGAGACCUGGAUGACUUCGAUGUGCGCAUGGGCCUUUGGCUCCAAUGCCGUCGCAGAGGGCAACAAGAGGUGUGAUCCACGACAGGACGCUGAAGAGCCGAUGAUGCCGCAUGAAGCAGAGGAACCAAUGUCGGAUAGAUGCGAGCCCUUAUCUUUGGAUGCGCUGCCCCACGUGCUCGUGCCAGAGGUGUCGCGCUUCCUUCCAGUACAAGAUUUCCUUCCGUUGCGAGCAGCAUGCCACAUGGCUUCCGCCACGCAGGCCGUUGACGAGCUGCUCCGGAUACCCCUACCGCGUGACAUGACAAACGCUGCCAAGUCGCAGCCGAUGAGUGCUGAGCAGCUGGAGGAAGUGUAUGGUCCACGGAGGCUGAAGUACCCACAAUGGGUGAAACGAGGGUGCGACACUUGUGUUUUCACGGAUCUGGUCACAAUGUUGGAGCGUUCCGACAUGACCAGCACCGUGCAGUCGAAGGAGAACCGCGCGAGUCAAGGCAGCCAUGGUUCCGACAUGACCAGCACCGUGCAGUCGAAGGAGAACCGCGCGAGUCAAGGCAGCCAUGGACUCAGCGGUUCCGACAUGACCAGCACCGUGCAGUCGAAGGCGGGAGAACCGCGCGAGUCAAGGCAGCCAUGGACUCAGCGGCGGGUGAAAGCAAACACAGGAAUGCAGCGGCAUUUUUCUGAAGGUUCCGACAUGACCAGCACCGUGCAGUCGAAGGCGGGAGAACCGCGCGAGACAAGGCAGCCAUGGACUCAGCGGCGGGUGAAAGCAAACACAGGAAUGCAGCGGCAUUUUUCUGAAGGUUCCGACAUGACCAGCACCGUGCAGUCGAAGGCGGGAGAACCGCGCGAGUCAAGGCAGCCAUGGACUCAGCGGCGGCUGAAAGCAAACAGAGGAAUGCAGCGGCAUUUCUCUGAAGGUUCCGACAUGACCGGCGCCGUGCAGUCGAAGGAGAACCGCGCGAGUCAAGGCAGCUCCGACAUGACCAGCACCGUGCAGUCGAAGGAGGCUGAACAGCUGCCAGCUUGCAUUGCCGGCUAUGGAAACAGCUGGCUCAAUUACGUUUUGACGGAGGUUGGAGGCUUACAGCGCGAGUGGCAGGAUUUGCCAGCAACGUGUCUGCAAGCUGGCAUUGGGGAUGUCAUCUUGAUGAGAUCACGUAGCUACGUCUUCGGCCACACCCUGCUCAUUGGCGCCGCGCCGACCGUUUGGACAGCCAAUUUCAUGUCCGUGCAAGCGAUCGAGUGCACAGCGCGUGCUCCUGAAGAAGGCUUGUGGCAGAUCACCUGCUUGAUUGGCCGCUACAAGGACACGCUGCGCAUGCUUUGUGAGCUGGACGAGGAUGGCCGUCCAGACAAGUGCUGCGACACGGCAGUCAACUUCUUGCUGGCGCCGGCAGCUCUGCGUGAGUGCUUCGACCACGUGCUGGGCCAGCAGGUUCUGCAGGAGAUGAAGGUCAUCCCCGUGCGGUGGUGUGUGCACACGGCCGUCCGCGCGGCGGUGUACCACACGCUUCCGUCGCAGCGGAGUGCCCGACAUACCAAUGAAGGGUUCCUGCGGGUGAUUGAUGCACUGCACAAGGCAUCUUGGUAUAUGCACCACUACGGUGGUGCAGUUCUGGCAGCGCUACAUGGCCAGCCCUGA
This is a messenger RNA of Symbiodinium sp. CCMP2592, 1719 nucleotides long. Lineage: Eukaryota; Dinophyceae; Suessiales; Symbiodiniaceae. The record is from the annotation of a GenBank genome assembly.